CUCUCUCGGCGUCCUCGUUCCGCUCCUGUGCCUUCCCUUCGUUCCCCCCCACCACCCUCUCCUCUCGUCCCGUUUGGUCCGCUGGCGCGUGGUGCCGCUGCUGCCUCUGCUGCUGCAGCGUCGUAGAGGAGUAGAGUGUGAGUCCUCGAUCUCAAGGCACCACUGAGAGCAGCUGCUGUUGCUGCUGCUCCCAGACGAGGAUUGGAAGCCAAGGCACAGAGUAGGAGGGAAGGAAGGUGGGGGCGAAUGUUGCAGAUCGAGUGAGUGGCGCGUGCUUGGAUCUCCUGCUGGCCCAUGGGCUGAGUGGAGUGGACUGACUGAGUGGAGCAGCUCAUCUGACUACAUGUACAUUGCUCGAGAGGCCAAGAGUGGAGUGGACUCCCGCGGAAAAUCAUUUUCCUUGCAUUUCGAGCGCAUUUGACAUUCUCGGAGAAGAAGACUGACGAGGGAGUUCAGCGGAACGGAGGGGAACGACAGACAGACAGACAGACACCGAGCAUGGCGCAAGUGAGUGAGUGAACGAGCGAGCAGGCCUCUGUCGGACUGACAUUGCGGAGAAACGAGCUGGUACCGAGGCGAAGCUGACAAAAGCGAACGAGCUUGGGUUCCGAGGCUGACUACGAUCCCUCCAUCUUCAUUACACAGUCAGUGAAGGCUUCUGAGGUGCCUCACCUGUCAGCAACUGGCGGAAGUGCGAAUGUGGUGAAGGAAAGGGAAGGUGCGAGUGAAGAGCUAGGAACUGUGAGUUUAAGAGCUAUGAGCAACCAAUGAAGAGGGUUGGCAUUGCUACAAUGGCAUCAGUGAGAACGAGGACAAGCAUUUGUGCUAAGGGAGAGCUGGAGAAAGAGAUAACGGGGAGGACAAGUUAAGCUGAGUCGAGAUGAGUUGAAAAGGGAAAAUGGGAAGGUAGGAGCUGGAGUGAAUUCUAGAAGCGUUGGAGGGAAGGCAGCCCAGGUUUUGAGGAUUGAAAUAUCUGACACCGGUGGAAAGGAAGGGCACUGGUGUUGUCUCAGCUCUAACAGCGCGGAGAUUUUCAGGAGACUAUUUGAAGUUCACUCUGUCAAAGCAGGGCGUUAUGAGGGCCCUCUAUCGGAAGCUGGUUUGGCUUCUAUUUGUUAAAUGUAUACUAUGCCUUGUAAGAUCAACUCAUGCUGCCAUCCCGGACUACUCAGUUUCCCAAAUUAACACACUCGUACGAGAAACAUUUUUCCCUUUCCAGGGCAUUGAACGACAUCAACUUCUUGACAUUUCUUUUUCAAAAAGACCAUCAUCUUUCAUUCUCGCAGUAGACUCUCCUGCUCUAGCUCCUGCUCCAGGAUUCGCAAUUCCCCAACCUGCGCCUGUUCCUGCUCCUGUCCCAGUUCCUGAGUUGUUUCCCGAGCCCGGUGAUCCACCUCUUACCGUCCCUUUCAUCGCCCCUUCUCCCGGCCCUCUCACCAUUCCCAUACCAGAUGGACCGCUGACGCCGAUGCUGUCAGGUAAUUGUUCUCUCAACUUCACGGCAGUUGCAUCGAUCACCCAAAGGACUGCGUUCGACUGUGCCGAUCCAUUAGCUGCUUAUGUUGGGGUUGUUAUUUGCUGCCCACAAUUCGACAGUCUGUUGAGAAUCAUGCAAGGGCAACAUAUGCUUACAACCGGUGCUCUUGCUCUCAACAACACAGAGGCUGAAUAUUGCUUCACGGACACAGUGAAUAUACUCAUCAGCCUAUUGGGAAAUAGCAGUGUUCCCUCCUUGUGUCAAGUCACGCCGUCCAAUUUGACCGUAGCUUCGUGUCCAGUCACGACAAUGGCGGAGUUUGAGUUGCUAGUGAACACCACACUACUGCUGGAAGCUUGUGAGGUGGUUGAUCCUAUAAAAGAAUGUACUACACAAACAUGCCAAAAUCAGAUUGCCAAUGCCUCGCUGAAACUUGCUCAAGGAAUUUCGAGGAGUGUUCCCCCACAGAAGACCGUGGAUGAGUGUGAGUCUCUUGCGCUCUCAUGGUUGGCCAGCAGGCUGACACCUGCGCAAGCCAACUCUGUCUUCCGAACUGUUAUGAGUUGCAGUGUGAACAAAGUGUGCCCACUUGUAUUCAGCGACACUUCUGACGUCGCAGGAAGCUGUCGUGGGUCAAAUCCUUCCAACGUAACUUGUUGCAAGUCCUUGGAUGAUUAUCUCCUUAUCAUGCAGAAGCAAAUGCUCAUCACGAAUCAGCAGGCAUAUCGAUGUGCUGCCAAUCUUAGCCGCAGACUACUAAACGAAGGAGUGACAGCAGAUAUUUAUUCAUUGUGUGACAUCGACCUCAGGGACUUCAGUCUUCAAGCUCUGGGAACCGAAGGAUGUUUACUACCUAGUCAGCCUACUGACGUGAAUGCCACAGCGGGCAUUACUUUCUAUUGUGAUCUGAAUGAUAAUAUAGCGGCACAAUGGCCACGACCACCUCCCGCCAAUGUGAGCAGUCCAGCUCCUUCAGUAUUGCCACCUCCGGGAAGCUCCGCGUCAGAUGUUGGCGCAAGGACGGUGACUUUUCUCUGCUCUUUGGCCCUUUCCCUGCUGGUGCACAUCGUAUGGUAGGCCUCAAGUUUAGAGACAUUCUGUCGAGGAAGAAAGAGGGAUUAGAAGCUGAUGGUUGCGAAGGUAGCUGAGGAAGGCCCGAGAGAUCUCGUUUGGAUGAUGGGACCAUCGGAUUCUUGUCUAUCGAAUUUAGAAUUCUUUUUGUAGGUAUUUAACGGUGAGUUCGUUCAUUAUUAUUUAUUAUCAAAGCUUGUCACAGGGGCUCUUAGCAUGUCGAAGAAGUUGAAGAUUCAAUCCUGGAAUUGGAAAUCUAACCAAAAUGCACUUCACUUCACUUCCACUCAAUUUCGAUCGCCGCUGUAAUGAGCCCUAUGACGUUGUCCCUUCAUUCGACUGUUAUUUGGAACGUGCUCCUCGGAGUUCCUUGAGAAUAUUUAAGAUCCUCAAUACAUGCGUGACCAAUCAUCUCCGAAACACGACUUUAAACGUAAGGUCUGAAAUCUGUGAGAGUUAUGAAAUCUGACAUGCCAAAUAUGUUUCAAUAUGGAACUGUUGUUACGAUGGUCACAUUACAGUUUGGAGACCCAACAUACUGACUGACUGUUAGCUACAGGACCAUUGAAACUUACAGUUUUUCCAUGUGGUUUCGUCUUCCAAUGUCCGUGUACGCCUUUGUUUUAUUACUUCUUACUUCAUUUGCUUGUUCCGCGAUGCGGAAAUCCACCAAUCGAAACACCGACACAAAUGUCCAAGAUCUGUAAUUUUUCAGCAAAGCGCUUGGCUUCUGUGAAGGUUAUGGGAUUUAUCGAAAUCAACUUUUGCAGACAAUCCAGGGGGAAGGAUAGGCUGACACGAAUGUGGUGGUUGUCUUGCGAAGCUUUGUUAGGAAAGUCUUCAAAUUCCUUGGCUCCCUUUCAUUCGUAAUCUCUACCGUCUUAAUGAAAUUUCUGUGUACGUAUCUGUAAUCUGAAUAUAAGCUUGAAAUUCCAUGUAUGAAACGGAUUCCUUUUUUCCCGGUUAGGAAAGUUUUAAUCGGCUUAUUGUAGACUAAUUUGAUCAGACUAUUGACGUGGGAAAUUGCCUAACGUCGGUGGCAAUGAUACCAAGUAUGUUUGAUACCUAAUAUUUUAGGGGGUGAAAUUUACAAAUGGUGGAGACAGGAUAUAGCCUCGUCUGCCACAUACUACAGAGCAACUUGGAAACUCAGGAGGCGGGCUAGCCGCGACAUUUUGGGCAGAGGUCACCGAGUAACACAGGUUAGAAACAAAAAGCACUUCAGAAAGUGCUUUUGGUUGGUAGUUAAAUUGAGUUGCUAGCACACGGUUCAAGCAAUCUUCCAACACUGGAGAACCGAUGCAUCCAAUCGUAACAAAGACUUGUUAGACUUGAGAAGUAUACAAUGUUAGUCACUUGCAGA
Marchantia polymorpha subsp. ruderalis is the source of this 3911-nucleotide messenger RNA. The record is from the annotation of a GenBank genome assembly. NCBI's taxonomy places the organism in Eukaryota, Viridiplantae, Streptophyta, Marchantiopsida, Marchantiales, Marchantiaceae.